AUGGAAAUUAGACCAUAGUUUUUUUAGGGAUUUUAUAAUCCAGAUGAUCUAGUUUAUUCAUCAUAAGCUAGUGAUUCCAUGGCUAUAACUAAACCAAAUGAACAAAUAAAAUCUCUUUUGCAUGAUCGUUUUCAAAAUUACUUAAAAAAUGAAAAUAAACCAGAAGAAUAUACAGAUUCAUUAAAUAACUAAAGCAAAUCAAAAACUAUUACUUAAUCAAAAUAAAUAUAGAUUUAGAAAUCAAUUUAAUAAUUAAAGUAUAAAUUACAAUAACAAGAAAAAGAAUUUUAUGGCAAAGAAUUAUUAUUAUAAGAAUAAUUGUUAUAAGCAUAACUUAAAAAUGAUAAUUUGAUGAGAUUAGCGAAAUAAAAAUAUGAAUUGAUUAUUGAUAGUCUAAAAUAACAGUUAAAAUAAAAAGAUGAAGUUAUUUAUGAUUUGAAUCUCAAAUUGAGAGUUACUCAAACAUCUUAAAAAAAAAAUGAAAAAUAAAUAAUUGGAAAUCAUUCAAAAAAAUCAUCUAUGCUGACAGGAGAGGAAUUAGAUUCAGAAGGGGCUUGCACAUAAAGAACUUUAAAUAUUCCUUCACGUUCUUCUACUUCUCAGCAAUUAAAUGAUGAUAAACUUUUAAAUCUCUAUCGAGUAGAAAUAGACAAAUUAAAAUCCUAAACUUUCGAAUUUGCUUAAAAAUUUGAGACUGAAAAAAGAACAAUAAAAGAUGAAAUCUCUUAACUUAAGAAUUAAAAAUUAUUAUUACAAACUUUAUUGACAACUCAGCAAUCUCCAUAAUCUGAAAGAAAGUUAACUAGAUCUGAAACAAAGGUUUCUUGUAAAGUUUAGAAAUAGUAAAAUUCAUCAAUAAGAAUGCCUUAAAACAAAACAAGCAAAUAAUUAACAUUUGACUGA
Molecule: messenger RNA, 903 nt
Organism: Paramecium sonneborni
Lineage: Eukaryota; Ciliophora; Oligohymenophorea; Peniculida; Parameciidae
Source: the annotation of a GenBank genome assembly